Molecule: messenger RNA, 4774 nt
Organism: Entelurus aequoreus (snake pipefish)
Lineage: Eukaryota; Metazoa; Chordata; Actinopteri; Syngnathiformes; Syngnathidae
Gene: pld1a
Product: phospholipase D1a
Exons: 27
Coding region: 124-3507 (1127 amino acids)
Biological process (GO): regulation of microvillus assembly; phosphatidic acid biosynthetic process; cell motility
Molecular function (GO): phosphatidylinositol binding; D-type glycerophospholipase activity
Source: RefSeq, a predicted model, not a curated record
UAAACCUUGCAGUGUUUAGCUGCUUUUCAAUAUAUUUGGUUAUCAACCUUGCAGAAUGUUUUUAAAGCUCUUCUCUUAUCAUUGUGACCUUUGCACUGUUGACCUGCCUGUUUUUAUGACUUUAUGGCUGCAUGUUCAUCACGGAUGGCAGAAGAAGGAUUCACUCACACGACGACGCAGGCCACACAUUUUCUUCUUCAUAUCAAGAAGAGGAGGAAGAAGAAGAGGAAGAAGAAGAAGAAGACUAGACGACAUUCUUCUCCUCGUCUUCGUCACUACAGACACAAUGUGGACGUCGCGGACACGCCAGGAGCAGGUGAGCCCUGCUCCACGCACCUGCUGCUAAGCAUGCUGGCCAAGACUCCGCCCACCAGCAGCAACAUCAAUCUGGUCAACGCAGAAAGUGCGGACGCCAUCGCCCACGUGCAGGACGGAAUCAAGAUGGCCGACCUGGUGGAGAGCUUGGACGCCGGAGAGCUGGACUUUGACGAGGGAGAGGAGGUGGACUUUGAUGGAAACUGUCUCGGUGAUUGUGGUAUUCCCUUCUCCUGUGUGUACUCCACUGUGGGCUUCAAGGAGGCCAACGCCAAAGUCUUCCUUCCCAGCGUACCCAUCAGCGCUCGCAUCCUGGAGGUGGAGCGCUUCACCACCGCCCAGGACCGCUUCAACUUGUCCCACCACCGCAGCGUCAACAAGUCCCUGCCCGCCGUGUUCAAGAUGGAGAUGAAGCAUGGCGAGUUCACGUGGGUGGUGAAGAGGAAGGAGAAGCACUUCAUGGAGCUGCACAGAGAGCUGAGGACCUACAAGACCUUCAUGAGGAUUCCUCUGCCCUCACGCAGCCACACGGUGAGGAGGAGGACGGUGAGGAAGAGCGAGGUGAGGAAGAUACCUUCGCUGCCCAGAGGCGGAGGAGACGAGCUGGUGCGGGACGAGCAGGUGUCCAGCAGGCGGAGACAACUAGAGGACUAUUUGAACAAGCUGCUGAAGAUGUCCAUGUACCGCAAAUAUCACCACACUAUGGAGUUUAUCGACGUCAGCCAGUUGUCGUUCAUCCACGACUUGGGCCCCAAGGGACUGGAAGGGAUGAUAUACAAGCGCUCGGGGGGUCACCGUAUCCCCGGUAUGAACUGCUGUGGUCACACAAAAGCUUGUUAUCGCUGGUCCAAACGCUGGCUGGUGGUGAAGGACUCCUUCCUGCUCUACAUGAAGCCCGACUCGGGCGCCAUCUCCUUUGUCCUGCUGUUGGAUAAAGAGUUCAGCAUCAGGAUGGAUUCCAAAGACACGGAGACCAAACACGGAGUCAGGAUUGACAGUUUGUCCAGGACGUUGGUGUUUAAGUGCAGCAGCUACAGACACGCCCGCUGGUGGGGUCAGAGCAUCGAGAGCUUGGUGAGGAACUACGGGAAGGCGUUCCUCCGAGAUCACCGCUUUGGCUCCUUUGCACAGGAGCAGGAGAAGGUUCUGGCCAAAUGGUACGUGAAUGGAAAAAGCUACAUGGAGGACGUGGCCAACGCCUUGGAGGAGGCCAGGGAGGAGAUCUUCAUCACGGACUGGUGGCUGAGUCCUGAGAUCUUCCUGAAGAGACCUGUGGUGGAGGGAAACCACUGGAGACUGGACUGCACACUCAAGCGCAAAGCUCAACAAGGAGUGCGCGUGUUUGUCAUGUUGUACAAAGAGGUGGAGUUAGCGCUGGGCAUCAACUCGGGCUACACCAAGAGGACCCUCAUGCACCUGCACCCCCACAUUAAGGUGAUGCGCCAUCCAGACCACGUGUCCUCCUCCGUCUACCUGUGGGCGCACCACGAGAAGAUAGUCGUCGUCGACCAAUCGGUGGCCUUUGUGGGCGGGAUCGACCUGGCGUACGGUCGCUGGGACGACCGGGAGCACCGCCUGACUGAUGUGGGCAGCGUGACGCGCUCGGUGGCGUUGGAGCAGGCUGCCAACGCUCCACCAGGCAAGUUGGCGGCACCGCCCCUCGGUGACGCCAUCUCCCACAGCAACGGCGGGGGGACGCCACCCGCUGACGGCGUGGAGCUGCCGAGGCUGAAGGGCGUCGGCCGCAGCCGGCGGAUCCGCUUCAGUCUGUACCGACACCUGCACAAGCACACCCUGCAGCCCGCAGACAGCGUCAGCAGCGUGGACAGUUCUGGGAGCGGCUCGCUGCACAGCCUGAAGACGGGCGUUGGAGAGCUGCAGGGAAAUACUCGCUUCUGGCACGGAAAAGACUACUGCAACUUUGUUUACAAGGACUGGAUCCAGCUGGAAAAACCCUUUGAUGACUUUAUCGACCGCUACACCACGCCCAGGAUGCCGUGGCACGACAUCGCCUCGGCGGUCCACGGCCGAGCCGCCCGGGACGUGGCGAGACACUUCAUCCAGCGCUGGAACUUCACCAAGAUCAUGAAACCAAAGUACCGCUCCCUGUCUUAUCCUUUCCUGCUGCCCAAGUCUCACUCCAGUGCCAACGAGCUCAGAUAUCAAGUCCCCGGCUGUGUUAGCACCACAGUGCAGGUCUUGCGUUCAGCGUCUGAUUGGUCGGCGGGCAUCAAGUACCACGAGGAGUCCAUCCACAGCGCCUACAUCCAAGUCAUCGCCAAGAGCAACCACUACAUUUACAUCGAGAACCAGUUCUUCAUCAGCUGUGCCGACAACCGGACUGUGUACAACAAAAUCGGAGACGCCAUCAUUGAGCGGAUCAUCAGGGCGCACAAGGAGGGUAAGAAGUACCGGGUGUAUGUGGUGACCCCCCUGCUUCCUGGCUUUGAGGGCGACAUCACCACAGGCGGAGGGAACGCCAUCCAGGCCGUCAUGCACUUUAACUACAGGACUAUGAUCCGAGGGGAACACUCCAUCAUCUCCCAGCUGAAGAAAGAGAUGGACGACCAGUGGAUGAACUACAUCUCCUUCGCCGGCCUGCGCACGCACGCCGAGUUGGAGGCUCGCCUGGUGACCGAGCUCAUCUACGUGCACAGCAAGAUGCUCAUCGCUGACGACAACACCGUCAUCAUCGGCUCGGCCAACAUCAACGACAGGAGCAUGCUGGGUAAACGAGACAGCGAGGUGGCGGUGAUUGUGGAGGACACGGAGAAGGUCGCCUCUGUGAUGGACGGGAGAGACUUUGAAGCUGGUCCCUACGCGCUUCAGCUGCGGAUGGAAUGCUUCAGGACCAUCCUUGGAGGUCACAGCGACGCCAGCAUUGACCUCCGUGACCCCAUCAGUGAGCGCUUCUACAAGGAAGUGUGGAUGACCACAGCCGGCCGGAACGCCACCAUCUAUGAGAAGGUGUUCCGCUGCCUCCCGUCCUCGCUGGUGCGCAACAUGUCGGAGCUGGAACAGUACCAGUCCAAGCCCGGUCUGGCCCAGACGGACCUGGCCCGGGCCCAGGAGGAGCUGCGGAAAAUCCGAGGCUUUUUGGUGCAGUUUCCCCUGGACUUCCUGUCCGAGGAAAACCUCAUGCCCUCGGUGGGCACCAAGGAGUCCAUGGUGCCCACGGAGAUCUGGACGUAGGACGACACCAGGGACUCUACUGGACUUGUUGGGGGCCAAGGAGGCGAGAAGGGACCAUGGUAAGACUAAGAUGGUGACCCUGUACGUGGUCCUCAUCCCCGCUGGACUGUCUUCUUCUGGUGCCUUCGCUGCCUUCCGUACCGCCUCAAACGCCAUCAAAUGUUUCAGCAGUUUUUGCUGAAACCUCCCAAGGUGAAGAUGUUGACAAAUAUUCCAGCCAGCAGAUUUGGAUUAUUUCACUUCUGUCACAUAAUAAGUGAUGAAAGUAGAUUUGAAGGACUUGUGUUCUAAUGGAUAUGCUAGAAGAGGGGGCCCCAAACUAUGGCCUGCGGGACACAUGCGGACCCACAGCGUCUAAAAUCCAGCCUGAGGAAAAAAACUACUUUUUUUAAUGUAUUUUUUUAUUAUAUAUUUGUAUAUAUACAUAUAUAUAUAUACUGUAUAUAUAUAUGUAUGUAUGUAUGUAUAUGUGUGUAUAUAUGUAUAUAUAUGUGUGUGUAUAUACAUAUGUGUAUGUAUAUAUGUUCAUAUAUGUGUGUAUAUGUAUAUACGUGUGUAUAUAUAUAUAUAUACUGUAUAUGUGUGUGUGUAUAUAUGUAUAUGUGUGUAUACAUGUAUAUAUACACAGAUAUAUAUAUAUAUAUAUUAGGGAUGUCCCGGCCGAUAAAUGCGUUAAAAUGUAAUAUCGGAAAUUAGCGGUAUCAUUUUUUUAAAUGAUCAGUAUCGUUUUUUUUUUUUUUUAAAUUAAAUCCACAUAAAAAACACAAGAUACACUUACAAUUAGUGCACCAACCCAAAAACCCUCCCUCCCCCAUUUACACUCAUUCACACAAAAGGGUUGUUUCCUUCUGUUAUUAAUAUUCUGCUUCCUACAUUAUAUAUCAAUAUAUAUCAAUACAGUCUGCAAGGGAUACAGUCCGUAAGCACACAUGAUUGUGCGUGCUGCUGCUCCACUAAUAGUACUAACCUUUAACAGUUAAUUUUACUCAUUUUCAUUCAUUACUAGUUUCUAUGUAACUGUUUUUAUAUUGUUUUACUUUCUUUUUUAUUCAAGAAAAUGUUUGUAAUUUAUUUAUCUUAUUUUAUUUUAUAAUUUUUUUUUUAAAAGUACCUCAUCUUCACCAUACCUGGUUGUCCAAAUUAGACAUAAUAAUGUGUUAAUUCCACGACUGCAUAUAUCGGUUGAUAUCGGUAUCGGUUGAUAUCGGUAUCGGUAAUUAAAGAGUUGGACAAUAUCGGAAUAUCGGAUAUCGGCAAAAAGCCAUUA